Fusarium coffeatum is the source of this 1599-nucleotide messenger RNA. RefSeq lists its product as uncharacterized. Bases 1 to 1599 code for a protein of 532 amino acids. NCBI's taxonomy places the organism in Eukaryota, Fungi, Ascomycota, Sordariomycetes, Hypocreales, Nectriaceae. The record is from RefSeq and is a predicted model, not a curated record. The transcript has 2 exons. Gene Ontology annotation, cellular component: membrane. Gene Ontology annotation, molecular function: transmembrane transporter activity. Gene Ontology annotation, biological process: transmembrane transport.
AUGACCGAGAAGCCAUCUGGUGUUCUGGACCCAGAACGCAGCACCUCACCUUCCCUCAUCGACCAAAAAGAACUCGAUCGUCUAGGUCGUCAACGCCCAUCAUGUUUCCCAUCCCUCUGGUCCGAACUGGGUUUCAUUUUCGCAGUCGUGGGCUCAAUGAUGGUUAGCGAAUAUUUCGUUUCAGGCUUCAACAUCAUCCUACCCUCGCUCGCCAACUCUCUCGAAAUACCGGAUUCUGUCAGAACGUGGCCUGCUGCUGUGAUUAAUCUCACUACGGCAGUGCUACUACUGCCGUUUGCGAGAUUAUCUGAGAUUCAUGGUGGAAGAUUCAUCUUCCUUGGUGGACAUGCUUGGUUGAUUGUUUGGGGUAUUGUCGGCGGAUUUAGUCAGAAUCCGACUAUGUUGAUUGCUGUGAGGGCUAUGCAAGGUCUGGGACCCUCUGCGUUUUUGCCGUCGAGUGUGGCUAUAAUGUCUCGAAUUUAUCGACCCGGUCCUCGAAAGAAUCUUGUCUUUAGCAUGUUUGGCGCCUUUUCUUGUAUUGGAUUCUACUCUGGAAUCUUCUUCGGUGCCCUUUCUGCUCAAGUUCUUGGAUGGAAGUGGUACUUUUUCAUCGGUGCCUUCUUCUGUGCCACUAUCUUCAUUACUGGUGUUUUGACCAUUCCGAAGAGUCAUGGAGAUCCUACGCCUGGGUUGAAGAUGGACUGGCUGGGCACUGCCACUGUUAUUCCCGGCCUGAGUCUUGUGGUGUUUGCGUUGACAGACGGUGGGAAUGCUCCUCAGGGUUGGAGAACGCCUUACGUUUACGUUACUCUGAUCAUCGGAAUUCUGUGUUUGGCUGCGUUUGUCUACAUUGAAGGAUGGGUAGCCAGCCAACCUCUUAUGCCAGCUGAGGUAUUCAAGACAAAGUACAUGGCUCGACUGGUUCUUGCACUAUUUAUGUGCUACGGCUGUUUCGGACUGUGGUUGUUCUACGCCUCCUUCUAUAUCGAAUCUGUCUUGCAUAUUGGACCGCUGCUUACUGCAGCUUGGUUCAUUCCGUUGGCAGCGGGUGGAUUCAUCCUGGCUGUCGUUGGCGGCUUUGUCCUUCACAUAUUGAGUGGACGACUGCUUUUGAUUAUCUCAGGACUCGGAUUCCUCGGCUCCUCUAUCCUCUUCGCACUUAUUCCCGACAGUGGAAAGCCCAACACCUUCCUAUACUGGGCCUUUGUCUUCCCAGCCAUGAUCCUCUCCACAAUCGGAGUCGAUAUUGCAUUCAACGUCACCAAUGUUUUCAUCACAACAUCUCUUCCUGGCCACCUUCAAGCAGUUGCAGGUGCACUUAUCACAAGUUUGUUGUAUCUUGGUAUGGCCUUUUGGCUAGGUGUUGGCGAGAUGGCGGUUUCUGUUAGGAAGGAUAUGAAAGGAGCUGAGAACGUUGAUCCACGAAGUCAGUAUCAGAUUGGAUUCUGGACAGGUGCUGGGCUGGCUGUUGCUUCACUUCUUAUCUUCUUGACAGUGAAGAUGGAUUCAGCCAAGGCUGAUCUUACAGCAGAUGAGAAGGCUAAGAGAGAGAAGGCUAAGAGAGAGAAGGAGAGAGCUGUUGACGAAGCGUCGAAUUGA